AUGAUGGGACCCCCGCGGAAAAUGCCGUCACGGCCUUCGGCGUCUAGGAUUAGUUAUAACAAGGCCGAGCGGAGCUCUAGCGCACCGCCUAGUUAGUUCUUCUGACUAGUUUUCUAACUGACUUGAGAAUUUACAUAGCUAAUCAGUCGAAAAAUUGUGAUUCUAAUAAUGCAAUCGACUUUUUUUUUCAAUCUUAAACUCAUUACAGGAAGCUCACAACGAACUUGAUAGGAUCAGUCCAUGGAGGCUCAACGACAACUUCAAAUAGUGCAGUUUGAUAUCUAAGCAAUUAUUUUUCAAUCACUUUUUCUUCAGAAAAAACGCCUGGACCAAACCACAUGAAGUUGGAAAAUGAAUGUACCAACUAUUAAUGGAACAAUUGACACGAGGUUUGAAUGUUUUAAAAAUUUUAUGAUGAAAAAAAAAGGGCUUGACAUUAUGAACACUGAAUUAAAGCCAGAAAAAACCUUGAUCCGAUAUCAUAGGCAAAGUCGGAAAGGGUGAAAAAAAGCUACAUAUAAAUGUUCCUUUUAGGGUGAGAAAGGUUCCUUUUUGCUAUUUCUGCGCCAUUUCAUCGGCCCUUAUGGACCAUUUUUGCUGCCUCUCUCUUUUUACACUAUUUCUUGAGCCCUUAAGAUUCCAGAAACAAUGGAAGGCUCGAUAAAGGGAUCCUUUUUCUGCCGUUUUGCGGCCUUUUUUGAUUCUCUUCUUUUUAACGGCCAUUAUCUACCAUUUCGACUUUGCCCGAGAUAUAUAAACAUUUAGAAAAAAGUGGUUGUUAGAAACUCUCAGGCUAAACUCGGGGGUUUUUAUACAGUUUGUGCACAUUUUUCGCGAUCGCGAUUAGUAAUAGAUUAUGAUUCAAGGCCGCAGACACUCUGGCUGCGGAAAAAAAUAAUUUCCUUAAUAGCUGAUUCACGGCUGGCUUGAACCAUCUUGAAAAGGGUCCUGCCACGAAAAGAGAAUACUGCCUUGUUGGUGGAGAGUGCAGACAGGCCACGCCUUUUUGCGUCCCAAGCUAGCCGUGAAUCGUCUAUACGAGCAGCUCUUUUUAAUUCAACUUUUGUAUUUAAAGUAGCGAAAAUGGGUGAUUAUGCUUUUUUUGGUUUUUUCGGUUAUAACUUUGUUGAAAAUUAUUGUUUUGGCCUCAAAUUUUGAAGAAGUUUUUUGUUAAAAGGGAUUUUUUGAGCCUGAGAUUUUUCAAAAGUAAAACGUUUUGAUGAAUAUUCAAAAAAGAAUCUUUUCGAAGUUAUUUUUUUGGAAUCGGUUCAAAAAUCUAAUUCAAAUCAUCACUAACAUCAUAAACAUCCAAAUUUCAGGUCAAAGCGAUUGUUUUUGACAAAGUUACAGACGAAAAACCAAAAAAUACUCACCCAUUUUCGCCACUGUAUAUCCUUCUUUUUCCGCAUUUGAAAGCCUUUUAUCUUCGAAAAUUCAGUCAACAGCGAUGACGAAAACUCCGCCUUCCUUACACAACGUGGCGACGACGGUUUCAAACUCGAGACGGAAGUCGAUCAACUGGAAGGUCGGCUCAACAAAAACAGGUACCAGCCCAAUGCUCGUAAAAGCAGCUGA
Messenger RNA from Caenorhabditis auriculariae, 1575 nucleotides. The record is from the annotation of a GenBank genome assembly. Lineage: Eukaryota; Metazoa; Nematoda; Chromadorea; Rhabditida; Rhabditidae.